AUGAAGCAAAGAAUCACAUCUUUGGAUCUUCAGAUCCUUACAGGUGAAUUGCGAGAAACACUCUUGAACUACAGGUUGCAAAAUAUCUACAAUGUAGCCAACUCGUCUAGACAGUACAUCUUGAAGUUUGGUUUGCCUGAUUCGAAGAGGAGUCUUGUUCUUGAUUGUGGAAAUAAGCUUCAUUUGUCCGAUUUUGAGAGACCAAUUGCUCCAGCACCAUCGAAUUUCGUCACUAAGUUGAGAAAGCAUUUGAAGAGUAGGAGGCUUUCGAACUUGAAGCAGCUCAGGAAUGACAGAGUGCUUGUCUUUGAGUUCUCUGACGGUCAAUUCUAUCUUGUGCUUGAAUUCUUCAGUGCUGGUAACAUGUUGUUGUUGGACCACGAUAUGAAGAUCUUGUCCCUUCAGAGACUCGUGACUAACACUGAAGCUGGUAACGAUAAGUACGCUGUUAAUGAAAGCUACAAUAUGUUCGACAGAAGUCUUUUUGACGACGAGCCAGCUGCAUAUGAAAAGACGACGUUUACUAGUGACAUUGUCAAGGAUUGGGCUGCUACUCACAAGGAGAAGCUCUUGAAAAACACCUCCGAGAAGAAAAAGAAGGUAUUUUCAAUUCACAAGCUCGCAUUCGUCAAUGCCAGUCACCUUUCAAGUGAUCUUAUUUUGAAGAGUCUUGCUGAGGUCGAAGUUCCUGCUACCAAGAGCUGUCUCGAUGUAGUUCAGGAUGAAGACCAAUUGGAUUUGGUGGUGAAGGCCCUCAAUCUGACUGAAGAUCGUUAUGCUGAUCUCCUUGGUAAUAUUGAAAAUGAGAAGAUUCGUGGUGUCAUUGUGGAGAAGCAGAACCAUUUGCAUGACCCAAGCAACCCCGAUUCUUUGGAAUUUGUUUUUGAGGAGUUCCAUCCAUUUUUACCCUUCAAGGCCAACGAAAGUCAGUUCAAGUUCCUGGAAGUUGAGGGAUAUAAUAAGACUCUUGACAAGUUCUUCACCACUCUUGAGUCCACGAAAUAUGCAUUGAGAAUCGAGCAGCAGAAGCAACAUGCCCAGAAGAGACUUGAUACUGCAAAGAAUGAAAGAAACAGACAGAUUGAGCUGUUACAAUUACAGUCUGAGAGCAAUGAGAAGAAGGGAAAUACUAUCAUCUAUCACGCCGACUUGGUAGAAGAAUGCAAGCUGUCAAUCCAGGACUUGCUUAACAAGCAGACAGAUUGGGAGAUUAUUGAGAAACUCACCAAGAUGGAGCAAUCAAGAGGAAACAAGGCUGCUAAUACGAUCAAGCUUCCUCUCAAUCUCAAGGACGGUAAGAUUAAGUUGGCGUUGCCUGAUCCUGACAAUAUUCCUGAGAAUGAGUCAGAAGAUAAUGAGACCUCGGACUCCGAUUCUGAUGAAAGUUCAGAAAGUGAAGCUGACUCGAGCGAUCUGGAUUCUGAUUCUGAGUCCGAAUCCGACUCCGAAUCCGAUUCAGACUCCGACUCUGAAUUUGAGGAGUCACAACCCUCGAGGAAGAAGAAAGUGCCAAAGGCAAAGACCAAGCCAACAAUUCCCACGAUCAAUGUUGACAUUGAUCUCAGUUUGUCAGCUUUCGCCAAUGCCCGUAUCUAUUUCGACUCCAAGAAGACGGCCGACUCGAAGCAAACGAAGGUCGAACAAAACACCCAGAUUGCAUUGAAGAAUGCAGAGAAGAAGAUCCAAAAGGAUUUGGCCAAGAAUCUCAAGAAAGAGACCGAUGAACUCAAAGCCAUUCGCCCAAAGUUCUGGUUCGAAAAGUUCUUUUGGUUUGUCACCAGUGAUGGUUACUUGUGUUUGGCUGGCAGAGACGAUUUGCAGACCGAUAUGAUCUACUAUAGACAUUUUAGCGACAACGACAUAUAUGUGUCCUCUGAUGUCGAAGGGUCCCUCAAGGUCUUCAUCAAGAACCCUUACAAGGGCAAACCGAUCUCGCCAUCUGCAUUAUUCCAAGCCGGUAUCUUUGCAUUGUCCACUUCUGCUGCUUGGAAUGGUAAAUCCAGCUCAUCGGCUUGGUGGGUUCCAGGAGAGGGGAUUUCUAAGAAAGAUGUUGAUGGUACAUUGCUCGGCCCCGGUCGCCUAAACAUAAAGGCCAAGAAAGACUACAUGCCACCAGCCCAAUUGGUUAUGGGUUUCGGUCUUUAUUGGCUUGUUGAUGAAGAGACCAGUAAAAGGUACACCACUGCCAGAGUACUGAAGCAAGAAGAGCAUGGCUUGCAGGCUGAAGUCAGCAACAAAAAGAAGGAUCUCGAAAACUUGAAUCUUGAUGCAAUUUUCGCCGAGAAGGAGAAAGAGGCUAAAACUGUUGAGGAGCCACAGGAAGAAGAGAAUACUGAGGGCAGAGGUUCUCCCUCUCCAAGCGAACAGUCUGUCACUCAAUCUAGUGUUGAUGACAACGACGUGGAAUCUACUAGAAUCAAUCUUCAAAAAGCGAAUGUGCGUGGUAAGAAGGGAAAGAUGAAGAAGAUUUCUGCGAAGUAUGCGGAUCAAGACGAAGAGGAGAAGUUAAUGAGAAUGGAAGCACUUGGAACACUCAAACAGAUUCAACAACGGGAGAAGCAGCAAGAAGAGGAAGCCAAACGCAGAGAGGAAAAUGAGAAGAACAAAUAUGCUGAUAAGAGUGCUGAGCGCUCCAGGGCCAAAGAAGCCAGACAGCUUAAGAAGUACCUCUCGGACGACGAAGAGGGUGUCGAUGGAAACUACCUCGAGCAGCUUGACUCUAUAUUGCCUAGACCAGCCAAGAGUGAUGAGAUUGGAGCAUAUGUGCCUGUGUUUGCACCAUGGUCUGCUCUUGCGAAGUUCAAGUAUAAGGUUAAGAUCCAACCUGGCUUUGGUAAGAAGGGUAAGUCUGUAACAGAUGCCAUUCUGUAUUUUUCAAGCAGGAAGGUGGACUCUACAAAAGAAGACCCUGAGGUUGAUUGGCCCGUGGAGCAUGAGUUGAUCAGAGGCGCCAAGGCUAAUGACAUUCUGGGUGUGUUCACUGUUGGAAAGGUGAAACUCAUGUUGCCUGGUAGCUCCGGUAAUGAGAAGGGUGGAAAAGGAGGCAAGGGCAGCGGCAAAGGUGCAUCGAAGAAAGGAGGAAAAAAGAAAUAG
Candidozyma pseudohaemuli is the source of this 3093-nucleotide messenger RNA. RefSeq lists its product as uncharacterized. Gene Ontology annotation, molecular function: tRNA binding; ribosomal large subunit binding. The transcript is spliced from 2 exons. The record is from RefSeq and is a predicted model, not a curated record. Gene Ontology annotation, cellular component: RQC complex. The coding region runs from base 1 to 3093 and encodes 1030 amino acids. NCBI's taxonomy places the organism in Eukaryota, Fungi, Ascomycota, Pichiomycetes, Serinales, Metschnikowiaceae. Gene Ontology annotation, biological process: ribosome-associated ubiquitin-dependent protein catabolic process; rescue of stalled cytosolic ribosome.